Messenger RNA from Musca vetustissima, 843 nucleotides. RefSeq names its product ras-related protein Rab-5B (gene Rab5). Lineage: Eukaryota; Metazoa; Arthropoda; Insecta; Diptera; Muscidae. The transcript has 5 exons. Gene Ontology annotation, molecular function: GTPase activity; GTP binding. Bases 44 to 703 code for a protein of 219 amino acids. The record is from RefSeq and is a predicted model, not a curated record.
UCUCUCAAAUCAACAACAACAACAACAAAUUCAUAAAACAACAAUGGCAACAACACCACGUUCUGGCGGCUCUGCUGGCGGCGGUACAGCUCAACGUCCAAAUGGUACAUCUCAAAGUUGCCAAUUUAAAUUGGUAUUGCUGGGCGAAUCGGCUGUGGGCAAAUCAUCAUUGGUGUUACGUUUUGUUAAGGGGCAAUUUCAUGAAUAUCAAGAGAGUACGAUAGGAGCAGCAUUCCUAACACAGACCAUCUGUAUAGAAGAUACAGUGGUGAAAUUUGAAAUUUGGGAUACUGCAGGACAAGAAAGAUACCACAGCUUAGCUCCCAUGUAUUACAGAGGUGCGCAGGCCGCUAUUGUUGUAUAUGAUAUACAAAAUCAAGACAGUUUUCAACGUGCAAAAACCUGGGUCAAGGAACUGCAUAAACAAGCCUCUCCUAACAUUGUUAUUGCCUUGGCUGGUAAUAAAGCAGAUCUUUCAAAUAUCCGUGUUGUAGAAUAUGAGGAAGCUAAACAGUAUGCUGAAGAAAAUGGUUUGUUAUUCAUGGAGACCUCAGCAAAAACCGGCAUGAAUGUGAAUGACAUUUUCAUGGCAAUUGCCAAGAAAUUACCUAAAAACGAUGGAGCUAAUAAUCAAGGGGCGGGUGCCGGUAGAAGGCUAAAUGAAAAUGAAAAUAACCGACAGACGACCAAUUGCUGCAAGUGAUGUCUUUUUGUAGAAAAUAAAAUUUCCAACGAGAGAUUUGAAAAAUUUAUUAUUAUGCUGAUAAUUAUAAAUAAACAAAUAUUUAAAAUUUAAAUUUAAUUAAAAAAAACAAACAAAAAAAGAAUGAAAAACAAACAACA